AAAACCCUGGGCAGACGGGACUCUAGUGACGACUGGGAGAUCUCAGAAGGUCAGAUCACCCUGGGUCAGAGGAUAGGCUCUGUUGUAAAGCAGGAAAAAACCCUGGGCAGACGGGACUCUAGUGACGACUGGGAGAUCUCAGAAGGUCAGAUCACCCUGGGUCAGAGGAUAGGCUCUGGAUCCUUUGGGACCGUCUUCAAGGGCAAGUGGCACGGCGACGUGGCGGUGAAGAUGUUGAACGUGACAGCUCCCACACCACAGCAGCUACAGGCCUUUAAGAACGAGGUGGGAGUCCUCCGGAAGACUCGUCACGUCAACAUCCUGCUGUUCAUGGGUUACACCACCAAGCCUCAGCUGGCCAUCGUGACCCAGUGGUGUGAGGGCUCCUCCCUCUACCACCAUCUACACAUCAUAGAGACCAAGUUUGAGAUGAUCAAGCUCAUAGAUAUCGCCCGGCAGACCGCGCAGGGCAUGGAUUACCUGCACGCCAAAUCCAUCAUCCACAGAGACCUGAAGAGCAACAACAUCUUCCUCGAGGACCUGACCGUGAAGAUAGGAGACUUCGGCCUUGCCACAGUGAAGUCCCGUUGGAGGCGCUCCCACCAGUUUGAACAGCUCUCUGGCUCCAUCCUGUGGAUGGCCCCAGAGGUCAUCCGUCUGCAGGAUAAGAACCCGUACAGCUUCCAGUCCGACGUCUACGCCUUCGGGAUAGUUCUCUACGAGUUGAUGUCUGGGGCCUUGCCCUACUCCAACAUCAAUAACAGAGACCAGAUAAUCUUCAUGGUGGGUCGGGGAUACCUGUCUCCUGACCUCAGUAAGGUGCGCUCCAACUGUCCUAAAGCCAUGAGGAGGCUGAUGGCUGACUGUAUGAAGAAGAAGAGAAUCCUGGCGUCCAUUGAGCUGCUGGCGCGUUCUUUACCCAAGAUCCACCGCUCCCCGCGUCGGAACCCUCACUGA
Oncorhynchus gorbuscha (pink salmon) is the source of this 957-nucleotide messenger RNA. RefSeq names its product serine/threonine-protein kinase B-raf-like. Gene Ontology annotation, molecular function: protein kinase activity; ATP binding. NCBI's taxonomy places the organism in Eukaryota, Metazoa, Chordata, Actinopteri, Salmoniformes, Salmonidae. Gene Ontology annotation, cellular component: mitochondrion; plasma membrane; cytosol. Gene Ontology annotation, biological process: protein phosphorylation. The record is from RefSeq and is a predicted model, not a curated record.